This is a messenger RNA of Volvox carteri f. nagariensis, 927 nucleotides long. RefSeq lists its product as uncharacterized. Bases 1 to 927 code for a protein of 308 amino acids. The transcript has 5 exons. Lineage: Eukaryota; Viridiplantae; Chlorophyta; Chlorophyceae; Chlamydomonadales; Volvocaceae. The record is from RefSeq and is a predicted model, not a curated record.
AUGUCAAAAAAGAGCAAGACGCUGGAAUGGCCCUCGGAUUCUGACCUGGACGAGCUAUCUAUACGCAGCAGCGAGCUGUCGGACCUUGACAGCGACGUCGACUCGCUGGGCUCCAUUGUGAGCUGUGCAAACUCGUGGAUUGAGGACGCCCGCUACGCCACGCCAGCUGAGAAGACGCUGUCGUUCGUGUCGUACCUGUCUCUUGUGACCAUUGCCUGCAGUCUCUAUCUCGCCAUGCAAGCCGCCAACUCGGUGCGAAAGGUGAUGGGCGUGCUGUCCAACAGCGUGUGGCCCAAUGCGGCCUUUUUGUGCGCCGCGCUGCUCGGCGGUACUUUUAUCGGGGCGCUGCUGGCUACACGGUACCGCUCCCGGCGCAUCUUGCUGAUCAGCCAGGCUGCCAUGUUGGUGCUGUACUCGGCCUUCUUGGUGAUUCUGUGCGGCGUGGUGCUGCAGCCCACGGCGGUGGACCCCAAGCUGCGCGACGUGGCCUGUGUCAAGUACAGCAAAUCUGACCAAGGCUCCAGGCUGUGCAAGAUGCUGCCCGCCAUCGAGCGCAACCUUGCGGACCAGAUGUACAACCUUGCUUGGGCUGGCGGACUGGCGGCCACAAGCUCACUGACGUGUCUCACAAUCAGCAUCUGGUAUCUACACGAGCUGGCAUACAUUGAGAAGAAGGCCAUUAAGCACAAGCGCCGCCACAAGCGCCGGAAGCAUUCCAUUCCUUGGGAGAAGAUCAAGAUUGUCGGGCCGGUCACCAAGUGUGGCGGUGGCGGCGGUGGAGGUGCGGUCGGCAGCGGUGGCGGUGGCAAGUGCCCUGUCGCCCAUGGCGGCGGCGGUGCAGCGGCCCCUGCAGGGAACGUGUCGAAGUUUCCAGUGUCCGGUGGAUUAGUUGUUCCCAAAUCCGCGGCGGCUAAGAAGAACGAGUGA